Molecule: messenger RNA, 1020 nt
Organism: Clonostachys rhizophaga
Lineage: Eukaryota; Fungi; Ascomycota; Sordariomycetes; Hypocreales; Bionectriaceae
Source: the annotation of a GenBank genome assembly
AUGGCAUCUUUGCUUGAUCUACCCGAAGAAUUGCUCUGUGCUACGUUUGAGCACCUCGUAUCAGAGAAUGACAUGAACGCUAUCGCCCGGACCAAUCGCCACCUCUUUGGACUGUUCAAUCUGCGCCUCUAUCGCCACAACGUCGAGUAUUCCGAUGGCUCAGCCUUGACCUGGGCUGCUAGGUAUGGACACCAGAAUACAGCACGGGCGAUCUUGAGCGCAAAUGCGAAUACCGACACAAUCCAAAAUCAAAUCCAAGGAGCAUUGGUCUGGGCAGCAGAAGGAGGCCACGGCCCCAUAGUCGAGUUGUUAUUGGAGAAUGGCGCUGAUGUGAACGAUGGUGACGCUCUGCAGGUGGCUUCACUUGGGGGCCAUGAGUCGCUGGCGAGGCUGCUCUUCAACAAUGGUGCUGAUGUUAACUUGCAGGGCGGAGCAUAUGGCCACGCCCUCCAAGCUGCUUCCUGCAAGGGCCACGAGCUGGUGAUGAAGCUGCUCAUCGACAACGGCGCCGAUGUGAAUGCCCAAGGCGGAGCGUACGGCAGUGCCCUCCUCGCGGCUUCCCAGGAAGGCCAUGAGCAGGCAGUCAAGCUACUCAUCGAUAGUGGCGCCGAUAUCGACGCCCAGGGGGGAAUAUAUGGCAAUGCCCUCCAGGUGGCUUCCUGGAACGGCUACGAGCAGCUGGUGAAACUGCUCAUCGGCCAUGGCGCCGACGUCAACGCUCAAGGCGGAGCACUGGGCAGCGCUCUUCAGGCAGCUUUGAUCGGGCGCCACGAUGAGCUGGUGAAGCUGUUGAUCAACUACGGUGCUGAUGCAAACGCCCAAGGCGGAGAGUGUGGCAACGCCCUCCAAGUGGCUGUAAUAAACGGCCAUAAAGAGCUAGUGAAGCUGCUGAUCAGCUAUGGCGCUGAUGUCAAUGCACAGGGCGGGAAAUUUGAUAACGCACUCCAAGCUGCUUCUUCAAGAGGCCAUGAGGAGCUUGUGAAGCUGCUCAUCGAGAAUGGUGCUAAUGUUAACGCCUAA